AUACGGUGUGAAAUAAUAAACAAGCUUCUUCUUCCCUAUCUCUCUCUCAAUUCUUCUCUCGGAUGAAUUCCCUGGAUUGAAUUGUUCAUAUUCUUCGAAAUAUCUCAUUUCCUAGAAUAUUCUCCUUGAUUUUUGGUAUCAAUUGGUAUCAGAGCUUACGAUUCUUGGCCAAGAUGACGAGAACUAGAGCUUCUGAAGGAGUAAAUGACGAAUCUGAAGACAAAUUGGCACAAAUCCAGCUUCAACUGCAGAAGUUAAUGGAAGGAUUGGCGCUCAUCAACGAUCGAAGUUCACAGACGGAUCAGGAACUGGGCAAACUCAAGGAAAUUCUGAAGAAAAUGGAAUCAAAGGACAAGGAUGGGGAUGGUGAAUCGUCUCAUAUGAACAGAAGACACGAUGGUUCACAUCAUGGUUCCACUUCUGGUAAUUCACUUACACGUUUCUCUAGAUUGGAUUUCCCAAAGUUUUCUGGUCAGGAGCUUAGGGCUUGGCUCUAUAAGGUGGAACAAAUAUUUGCCAUGGAUGAUGUUCCACCUGACCAGAGGGUAAAGAUUGCUGCCAUCCACUUAGAAGGAGAAGCCAUUGCUUGGCAUAGAUCAUAUAUGCGUGAUGUGAAUAUCAAUAAUUACAGUUGGACAGAAUAUGCAUUGGCUCUUAAUGGGAGAUUUGGUGAAACCUUUGAGGAUCCAAUGGGGGAACUGAAAAACUUAGUUCAAAAAGGAACAGUUAGGGAAUAUCAAGCAUCCUUUGAUAGGCUUAUGACUAUUGUUAAUCUGUCCAAUGAGAAUGCAAUCAGUUGUUUCAUUGGAGGAUUAAAAACUGAAUUGAACAAGGCAGUAAGGAUGCAUGCUCCAAAAACUCUGAUGCAAGCUUAUAAAAUUGCGAGGUUGCAAGAGGAGGUGUUCACUGCUCAAGCUCAAUCUUGGGGGCUAAGGAGUGGUGGGAAACAAUCAGGGGGGAUUCUGCCUACCCCAAGCUGGCCUAAAGGGGGGGCCUUCAAAAAGCAAAUUCAAGUACAGUUUCUAAAAUUGGUGGGGCAAAUGGAAUUCCUACAGGAAGGAGACUAACACCUGCAGAAAUGGAUGAGAAAAGAGCAAAGGGACUCUGUUUCUUCUGUGAUGAGAAGUACGUUGUG
This is a messenger RNA of Cuscuta campestris, 1135 nucleotides long. Lineage: Eukaryota; Viridiplantae; Streptophyta; Magnoliopsida; Solanales; Convolvulaceae. The record is from the annotation of a GenBank genome assembly.